Molecule: messenger RNA, 9734 nt
Organism: Erpetoichthys calabaricus (reedfish)
Lineage: Eukaryota; Metazoa; Chordata; Cladistia; Polypteriformes; Polypteridae
Gene: cep104
Product: centrosomal protein 104
Exons: 23
Coding region: 442-3237 (931 amino acids)
Cellular component (GO): cilium
Source: RefSeq, a predicted model, not a curated record
ACCGGGUGUGCGCAAUAGCUAGUUGUUGUCAAGCGGUGGUUAUGGAGACGUGGAAUUAUGGUAGUAAUAGAGUUAAUGUUGCUUGAAAAGAGGCUCCAGUAGAUCAACUUGGGUUGCACAGAAAAAGGUUGCUGAUAGCUCAGAAAAUUUGAGAUCGUUCAGUGGAUGUAGUUCUUACGUUUUAUUUUUUCGCAAGGUCUCUUUUCUUCUGGAGUUUUCCUGACACUCGUCUUUCUCGUACUGUCAUACUUUGUUGACAUCUUUUAAUGUGUCCAGAAUCUUCAUAUAAAAGAAAAGCUUGUUUUAGAGAAUGUUCACUUCACUUUUGAUGUAAAUUGAUAUCUAAUCAUCAUCUAUGAAGAAAGUCUUUCUUUGGACACUCCUGACUGGAUUAAUGCAGCUGAAAUGUCCAUGGUGGAGUAAAAAGUCUUGCUCUGCAGGAUGCCUCACAAGGUAGGAUUUAUAGUGAUCAGUUCCUCUGGGCAUGAGGACGGCUACAGUGCUAAGGAGCUGAUGGUCCAUGCUCCAACUGUCAGUGGGUGGAGGUCAGCCAGGUUUUGCUCAUAUCCGCAAGAUAUUGUCAUCCAGCUGGUGGAGCGGUGUCAUAUUCGAAAAUUGCAGUUACUGGCACACCAGUAUAUGAUUUCUGCAAAAAUUGAAUUCUACAUAAGUGACAGUUUACCCGAGUACUUUUCUUCAAGCAACUCAGAUAGAUUCCGCAGACUUGGUUACAUAUCACUGUCUGAUAAUGAGAAAACUGGUUUUAAGGCUCGUGAGUUGAAGUCUGUACAUGUAGAUGCCAUUGGGCAAUAUCUGAAGCUAACUUUUCAUAAAAAUCAUGUCAACCGAUACAAUCUGUACAAUCAGGUUGCCCUUGUGGCAGUUAAUGUCCUUGGUGAUCCUGUUCACACCAGUGAAAUGGAAAACACUCCCACACGGGAACAGCUUAUUGAACAUUAUCUUAAUAACUCAAAUAAUGACUCAUCUGUUGAUGCAACUUACAUGGGGAAGACCAAUUUAAUUUCUCCUCUGGAUGACCUUGCCUUUGAUAUGUAUCAAGAUCCAGAAGUGGCUCAUAUAAUACGAGCACUAGAUGAAAAGAAACAGGAAGCUGUUCGAAUGGAACGUUAUGACCUUGCAAAGAAAUUGAAGCAGGCCAUUGCUGACUUGCAAAAGGUAGGCGAACGUCUGGGUCGUUAUGAGGUGGAAAAGCGCUGUGCUGUAGAGAAGGAAGAUUAUGAUUUAGCUAAACAGAAAAAGCAUCAAAUGGAUGAGUAUCGUAUGAAGGUUUAUCAGCAGCUCAAACUACAUAAUUUACUGGAUACUGCGGUGAUACGCAGAGCAUCUGAUUUCUUGCCAGAGCCUCUCAGUUAUCCUUCUCCCCAGCCACAGGGCUCUGAACAGCCAACACCAGUACAGUACAAACCAGAAAAGGAAAUAGAGCAACAUACUGAGUCUAAGCCAGAGACUGCUCCUUCAAACCCUUCAUCCAAAACACCAACGCCUCCAACAACUCCAGUUAAAAAAGUAGUUCCCAAGAUUAAUGUUAAUUCUUUGCCAUAUGAUGAAAGACCUCUACCUGCUCUUCAAAAACAAAUUGGUGAACAGCAGAGUUUUCCUUCAGAACCCUCACCUCCAGAUUCAGACAGAACUGCUCAAGGAACAGGCAUCACUGGUGAACCAGAGCCCUUAACAGAAAAGGUUCUGAGGGAGGCCAGUUUCCCAAUUGACGUGUAUGGUGAAGGCUUGGUGGCAGGAGCUUAUUCCAAAACCUGGUCCUAUCGUGAGGAUGCCUUAUUAGCUGUCUAUAGGAAACUAAUGGAUGUGCCAAUGGGAACAUCAAAAGAAGAUUUGAAAACUAUGAUGCGUGCUGCUAUCUUUCUUGUCCGGAGAGGCCUUUUGGACAAAGUUUCAUCAGUAUUUCAAGCCUCACUAAAGGUUUUAAAGAUGAUUAUAACUCAGUACAUCCCUAAACAUAAACUUGGAAAAGUUGAAACCUCCCAUUGUGUUGAGAGCACUCUACCUCACCUCUUGGCUAAAACUGGUGAUUCAACUACUCGACUACGUGUUGUGUCUAUCAAUUUUAUCCAGGAGAUGGCUCUUUUCAAGGAAGUGAAAGUUCUGCAGGUUAUCCCAACUGAGCUGGUGAAACCCCUGAAAACAACAAUGCCUGCCCGUCUUGCUUUAAGCCAGAUGGAGCUUUUAGAACGGCUGCUGAAAGAUCUUGGCACAGAUAACUCUGGAUUUACUGUGGACAAUGUUAUGCAGUGUACUACAGGAGCACUAGAACACAGUGCAUCAGAGGUUCGUGAAUCAGCAGUAAGACUAAUUUUAAGCAUGUACCACAAGCAUAAGAGCACAGUGCUAACUUACCUCCCAUCUGAAGAUGCCAACAUUCGUAAAAAUAUUCUCUACAAGACUCUGUUUGAUGGAUUUGCAAAGAUAGAUGGACGGCCGACAGAGGCUCAAACAAAAUUACAGAGGAAAACUGCUACUCGGGAGGCAGAGAAGAAGAAAAAAGAAGAGAUCCUUGCACUGCAGGAACAGUUGGCUGCCUUAAAGGAAAUUCAGGCAGAGGUACAAUCUGGGAAGGAUAAAGAACGGGACAUGCUUAUUGCUGGGAAAGCAGGUGGAAAAAAGGCCCCUUCUGCAAUAGCUGAUUCUGGGGAUGAUCACUCUUCUGUUGUAAAUUACUUAGACAACUUAUGUAUAUUCUGUGGUGAGAGAGAUGACUCCUUUACAGAAGAAGGCUUAGAUCUGCAUUACUGGAAACACUGUCCAAUGCUGAAACGCUGUGAACACUGCAGACAGGUGGUGGAAAUUUCUAGCCUUACAGAUCACUUACUAACAGAAUGUGACAAAAAGGACAGUUUUGGUAAAUGUCAGCGCUGUACGGAGGCAAUUCCAAAAGAAGAACUGAUUGAGCAUAUCCGUGCAAAAACAUGUAAUCCUGCAAAGUCAGAAAAAGUUGCUAAUUACUGCCCUUUGUGUCAUGAAAACUUUUCACCUGGAGAAGAGGCCUGGAAGUCUCACUUAAUGGGAAGAGAUGGAUGUAAAAUGAACCCACGAAGGAUACAGGCCCUACAGAGAACCCAGUCAAUCCAAGGUAAGGCCAACAGUCUGGCUGUGACUAAACCAGGAGUUUCAGGCGUAAAAGGUCGCUCACCAUCUAGCAAGAUACCAGCACCACGGACUGGAGUUGGUAAAACAAUCAACAGAACCUCAGCAAAGCCUUGAAAACUUUUUGGCUACAAAUUUAAUUAUUUUUAUGUAAUCAAUUUUCUUUUCUAAGGACUAUGCAUUUUCCAGUUCUAUGAUCAUAAAGGUGAAGAUUUUGUUUUAAUCAUGUUGUUUUUAAAAAUUCAAAUCUUGCCUUAAUUUUAUAGAUUUGUUUUAAUUCACAACUUCUAUUAAUCUUGUUUAGGUGUUGUGCUGAUCUAAUCACACAUACUUAAGUAAAAGACAUUUUUACCUCGCACAACUGAUUCCAGGAUUUAAGCUUGAGUAAGAUCAUAACAUCCCAUACUGCAUUUUAAAAUCCUAAAAUAUUUACACUUGUCUCCUUUAUUGAACAUAACUAGCUAUAAGAUAAAAAACUUGUUUAAGAGUGUAAGAAAAUUUACAAUAUAGCAACAGCUGUAACAUGCUUGAGAUGGUGCAUUUUUAAUUUAUUUUUAUGUCAACACACUUUUAGAGGAUAUUUUCCUUUUUUAUAAAGUCUUCCUAAGCAUAUUUUGGCAUUAAUUAUUUGAAUAUAUUUUACGUAAAGGUCAUGUCUCCCCUUUUUUAUGAAAUGUGUGGUGCCCCUCAUAAAUAAAUUUUAAUAGUUGAGAUAAAAAGUUUGAGAACCUUUUGGAAUUUUCUGCAUUCCUGCUUGGAUGGCACUUAAAGUGUAGUCUGGUCUUCAACCAAGACCAAGUCCUAAUAACUGAUCAAGACUGCUAAUUAAACAAAUAGCAUAAACAAGAAUUAUACCUUUUUGUAACUACAUUAUGUGUAUUGCAUAUUCUUUGUUGAAUUUUAUUAAUAUUAUUUGAAGAAAACAGUAUUCCAUCUUAACAAACCAUAAUUCUACCACUGCCUCAGAGAAAGAGAGGAGAGACUACAACAUGGGCAAAUCUUUAAAAAAAACAAAACAAAGAGAGUGUCCUUUUCCCCACUAUAAAUGCUUGUUCUAAGAUUUGAAAAAAAAAGUUUUGAACAGAUCCUCUAAGUGAGAAUUUAAUUUUUCCAGUUUCAAAUAGUAUAGAACAUCACUGACUUAUAACAGUUGAGCAAGAUAAGUCUACAUGCUAGUAGUGUAGUAUAAGCCAUUAUAAUCAAUUUGUCCUUCUCCACUUUAAGUCCAUCUGGGAGUACACCAAACAAAGCUGUUGAUGGGUUAAGAGUGAUUGUAACACCAAGGCUGUCUGAUAGGCAUUCAAAGAUGUUUGUCCAGACUGACGUUAAUUUGGUGAAUGCCCAAAACAUGUGGCCCAGUGAGCCUAGAGCUAAAUUGUAACAUUCACAUGUUGAGUUUUUCCUUGGAUACAUUUUGGACAAUUUUAAAUGCGAUAAAUGUGCUCGAUAAAAGAUGUUAAGUUGGACGGUUGAAUGCUUUGCGCAUAUGUAGCUGGAAUGUAUUCCAUGCAUGGCAGUCUCCACUGCUUUAUAGAGAUGAUCCUUUCUUUAACAUAUUCUAGGAUCUUUGAAAGGAAGAAAAUUUAAGAUAACAUGUUUUUAUAUAUUGUUGAGAUGCUGUCUGAAUCUUCAAGGGUGAUCAGUACUGUGUCUGGAAUAGAAAUGGGUGGGAGGUGAGGAAAAUCUGGCAGGUUCCUUUUAGCAAAGUUUCUGAUUUGAAAGUAGUGGAAAAAUUGUAUUGAUGAGAAGUUAAAUUUGAAAUAUAAUUGUUCAUAAGAUGUAAAGACAUUAUCUAUAUACAAAUAAUCUAGGACAUUUUCCAAACAUUAAAUACUGUGUAGGUUUGAGAGGGUAGAAAAAGACCAGCCUUGUGCAGGUCUACAAUCUUGUCCCUAACGUCCUUUGACAGCUCUUUGGUGUUGCCCAUGGUGGUUUAGAGGUUGGAAUAGAAGAAAUGGAUUCUGUUGGCAGGUGUACUUUAUACACAUAACGAGUUGAGAUCAGGAGUAUCUGUGAUUGAUUGAUCAAUUGAUUGAUUGUCAUCUGUGUGCCACAUGGGCACACAACAAAUUCUGGCUGGGCUGUAGGGGAUCAAAUACUUACUUCUCCCAGUGAUAUGCAAAACAAUAACUUUUAUGUAAUGUGUUUUUUCUGGAUUUCUGUUUGCUAUUCUGUCUCUCUCCAUUAAAAUGUAACUACCAUAAAAAUUAGAGACUGUUCAUUUCUUUGUAAGUGAGCAAGCUUACAAACUCAGUAGGGGAUCAGAUACUUAUUUCCCCCACUGUAUUUGCUUCCCAGUAAUAAAAUUGAAAGUUAGGUAGUGCCAUGCCCCCCUUUUCUUUAGGUUGCUGUAGUUUCCCUUUGGAUGUGUGGAUGUUUCAAACUCCAAAUAAAUGAAUUUCAAAAGAACCGUUUUUUAAUGUAUAUGGGAAUACUCUGAAAUAGAAAUGGGAGCUUGGGAAGGGUGUUCAUCUUGACAGUAUUGAUUCUCCGUGCUAAUGUGAGAUGGAGGGUAGACCAUCUGUUCACAUCUUUUUUUAUUUUUUUCCAUGCAGAGCCAAAUUUUGUUGAAAAAAGAUCUUUAUAUUGUGAUGUGUACCCCUAGGUAUUUGAACUGAUCUUCUGAAAUAAAUGAGUAGGUGUCCAGUCUAGUAUUGUUUGCUAGAGAGUUCAAUGGAAAAAGCACACUUUUAUUCAAAAGAAGUGAAAUUGGUGUGUAUGAUGCACUUUGUAAGAAGUCCUUAUUUUUCUUUGGAAAGACAGUAAUUAAUGCUGGGCGAAAAGUUUAAAGUAGACUUUUCUUGUCUGUAGCUUCUAUAAACUUUGCUAGUGGUAGUGAAGCUAACUUAUUUGAAAUUUUUUUUUUUAUAAAAUUCCACUGGGUAACAUCAGAGUUUAUAACGUCUAGUAAUUCUGAGAGUCAGAGGUUUGUCCAUUUCCUCUGCACCAAGAUUAUCUAGCUGUGAUAUUUGUAAUGCGUCAAAAAACUUAUUAGAUUGUGUCUUAUCAUCUUUAAACUGGGCAGAAUAUAAGGACUUAUAGCACCCUUUAAAUGUGGGGGGUAUAUUUUUAUAGUUAUUGAUUUUAUCUCCUUCUGUGUUGGUAAUUUCUGAUAUUGCAUUGCGAACUUACUGCUUUUGGAUUUGAUGAGCUAAGAUCUUAUUAGCCUUCUCUCCAUGUUCAUAGUAAUGAUGUUGCAAUUUAAAGAUGAGCAGUUCUGUUUCUUUAGUUGUCAAGAGGUUAAAUUCUGAUUGCAAAACCUGUCUUUUCCAUUAAAGUUCCUCAUGUGGACACCUGGCAUAUUUUUGAUAUAUUCUGGUAAUUUCAUUGAUUAGCUUUGGCGUCUUCUUGGUUUCCAAUUUAUUUUUGUAGGAAAGAUAUGAAAUAAUCUGUCAUCUUAAAAAAGUCUUCAGAGUUUCCCAGAGUAUUCCUGCAGAGACCUCUGAGGAUACAUUUGUCUCUAAAAAAAUAAACUGUUUGCUUACAGAUGAAUUCUGUACAGUUCUUAUCAGCUAAUGACAGGGGGCUAAGAUGCCAGCUAUGAGAAGAGUGUGUAAGGCACAGUGGUUUAAGCUCUAUGAUCAGAGGGGCAUGGUUGGAAAUAACAAUCGCAUCAUACCUGCAAGGUUUGAUAGUAGGCAAUAACUGAUUAUCAAUAAAGAAAUAAUUAAUUCUUGAGUAACUGUGAUGUACUCGUGAGAGGAAGGAAUAUGUUCCUGAGCUUAAAUUUAAAAAUCUCUAUGGGUCUGAUAAGUUAUGAUCCAUUACAAAAUGUGUGAUUAUUUUUGCAGAUGUUCUCACCACUGUAGACGAAGACCUAUCGAUGUUUGGAUUUAAAACACAACUAAAGUCUCCAGCCAUUAUAAUUUUAUGAAUGAUCACAUUAGGAAUAAAUGCAAUUACAUUUUGGAUGAAAUCUCUGUCAUCCACAUUAGGCACGUAGAUACAGUAUUUAUCAAAAUCACUUUGACAUAUCGCCCUUCAGAAUCAGAUACUACGUCUGAUACUGCAAAUGAGAUUGUUUUGUGUAUUAAGAUUUCCACACCUCUAGUUUUCUUUGUAUAGCUGGAGUGAAAGAUUUGGCCAGUCCAAUCUCUUUGCAACCAAAACUGGACCUUACUUAUUAAGUGAGUCUCCUGUACUAUCUUGGCAUUUAGAUCUGUUAGGUGAGAAAAUACUUUUUUUCUCUUUAGAUCAUGAAUGAGACAUUUCCAGCUCACAAAAUUCACUUACAGUGAAACAGACACUGCUUCUGUAUUUUUGGGGACAUUUUGUAAACUUAAGUAAAAGUAGAACGUUAAUUUGAUACAAUAGCUUUAACCUUGAUUUCAUAUUGUUGCCAAGUAUUGUGGCUACAGAGUCUUUAAUCAUGUUGGCACUUAUGGUGGUUGGGGUAAAAAGGAUAAAUAAGAAGUAACUUGCUCUCUUUCUCCCCCAAGCCAUCUUGCCUCCAAAUGAGGCAAGACCAAAGUUCGCAAAGUCCCAGUCCUCUGACAUGCCAAGAGACAGAGCACGUCCAAAACAAAACAAAACCCCAGCAGUGGUGUAGUAAAGAUUAAAAUUAAGAUAUGAUAGUAAAAUCCAGUUGCAAUAAACCUAGGGUAAGAUGCUAAGUAGUCCCCUUGGAAAUUGAGGUAAGCUGUGAUAGCACAGUCCAGAUAUAGUAUGGUAUGAUUAUAAAUAGUCCUUAGGCGAAAAGAAAAACAAAAGUCUAAAAAUACUGUAAAUAACUAGUUACUUAGUGGUUACCAAAAUAUACAUAUAUUUAAUAGAAGAAAUUUCAACAUUGUGGUUUAAAACAGAAAAAAUAGAAAAAGAAAUCAAAGUAAUAAAAAAGUAUCCAAAAAGAAAUGGAAUAUAUAGUUACAGCAAGUGUCACAUUACAAAUAGACCAAGUUGCAAGUAGAAUCUUCUUUGCUUACGAGGACACAAUAUGACUUAUGAUCAUGUUUUAAAUGAUGUCAAGAUUAGUCUUUUUAGGUGAAAGUAUCUAUCUAUCUAUCUAUCUAUCUAUCUAUCUAUCUAUCUAUCUAUCUAUCUAUCUAUCUAUCUAUCUAUCUAUCUAUCUAUCUAUCUAUCUAUCAAUAUUGCAUAUUCAAAGUUAAGAAUGGAAAAGUAUGUAAUGAUUUAGAUUUAGUGGCAGCUCCUUUAGCAGCAUUACUCUCAACCAAAACUACAGCUCUUACUCAGACCAGUGCAGCAUUUCUCAAUUACUUUGGCCUCUUCCUCCGUACAGAAUGUUUUCAGUUCAUGGUAUUCUUUGUACAUUUGUGAAAAUGAGUUACUUUAGAUCCUGUCACAGCAUUUUAAUAGGGCUGAGGUCUUUUACUUGGCCAUUCUAAAAUGUGGAAUUCAUUAUGGUUAAGAUAUUCUGUCCUUAAAUUAUUCUUUUAUUUAGAAUUUUGAUUAUGGCGCAUGACCCAGUUUCUUUUGAGCAUCAUAUCACAGAGUGAUGCUAUGAUGUUCUCCUGUAAACUUUCUUGAUACAACCAGGAGUUCAUUGUUCCUUCAAUAUUCGUACCUGUUCAGGCAGUACAGGAGAACAGCCGUCCCACAUCAUGAUGAUGUCUGAGCCAUUCUUCGUAAUCUGGAAAAGGUUUUCUUGGUAUUAUGCAAUUUUUUGUUUUCUCCACCGUUUACACUGUAAUUUAGGCAACUUUUAACUCUGCUAUCCACACUUUGUGCCAGCGAAGUGGAGCAAAUCUGCAGUUUCCUGUCUUGGAAUCUUUCACAAACACUGCUUUUGUUUAAUGUUUUUCUUAUUUUAAACACAUGCACACAGACGCUUGUAAGCCAGAAAGGACACCUGCAGAUCCCUAGCUGUUGCCUUAGGACUACUUGUGACCACCAUUAGCAGUACGGUCUGAUUUUAUAGUGGUUUUUGGAGGAACUCCUGCUCCUGAGUAGAACAACAAUGGUACUGAAUUUCUCCUGUUUGUGCAUCUUAAACAGAACAUGGACCUCAACCCCAUGCCUAAAUUAUAUAUCUUCAACUGGAAGAUCCUUUGUAAUACCUUGGAUAUUGAAACAAUAUAUUCAAUUAAAAUAUGGCAAUACCAAAGCAACUUUGUUUUUAUAUUUGUUUUUUAUAACAUAGAUAAAGAUCAGAUUAGAUUUUAGAAAACAUUCAUGUUAGAGUUUACAAUUUACACAAACGUUUACUUGUAGUUGUACCUACAAGUGGAGGAUAAAAGCUUUUAACAUUCUGCAUUAGAAAUAUGGUUAAGAGCCACUUCCCAAAAUUUUGAAAUGUUGAAGAGCUGUGACCAGCAAAUUGAGAAAGAUGGCAUUGCACAUUUUUUUGAGGGCAUACAGGCACUUAAGCAUUAAAAAUGCAUCAUCUUCAUGCUUUUUGAAAUACCUUAGAAUUCUGCAUUCUUGCAGAAUUUCACACACUUAACUAUACUGCUGCCUCAACCCCUGAUCUUGCAAUUACGGAACUUUAUUGUCUAUUUGUGAUAUAGCACAAUAUGUUAUUAUUUAUUAUAAUUUUUUAAUAAUUUGAUUGUUACCUCGAUUGCUGAUGUGACAUAUACUGAACUUGUUUAUCUUAUUGUAUAACCUACAAUGGUAUAUUUUAGAAUUAACUAAAAUGGAAUAAAUAAUUUAUUUCA